Molecule: messenger RNA, 1813 nt
Organism: Dioscorea cayenensis subsp. rotundata (Guinea yam)
Lineage: Eukaryota; Viridiplantae; Streptophyta; Magnoliopsida; Dioscoreales; Dioscoreaceae
Product: mediator of RNA polymerase II transcription subunit 8
Exons: 12
Coding region: 136-1797 (553 amino acids)
Cellular component (GO): mediator complex
Source: RefSeq, a predicted model, not a curated record
GUUUCUUGGCUCGUUCUCUUUUGUUCGUUAAAGUUCCAUCGUGCCAAAGUCCCAACCUUCGGUUGAUCUCUCUCGCUCUCGCUGCUGCCAGACGAGACUUCAAGAUCCCUCUCUUUGCGAUUCCUCCGGCCAUCAAUGGAGGCGGCCACCGGAGCUGUAGCGCCGCCGCAAGAACAGCAGCAGCAGCCAGCUGCUGGAAAGACGGAGCGGCUGAACACCGCUGUGCAGCAGCAGUUGAAUCUCGACUCCGUGAAGACUCGCGCUCUGAGUCUCUUCAAGGCCAUCUCACGCAUCCUCGAGGAUUUUGACGCCUAUGCUCGUACCAGCACCACCCCCAAAUGGCAAGAUGCACUGGGGCAGUUUUCAAUGGUCAAUAUGGAGCUCUUCAACAUUGUGGAAGACAUUAAGAAGGUUUCUAAAGCAUUUGUGGUGUACCCAAAGAAUGUGACUGUGGAGAAUGCUACAAUACUGCCUGUAAUGCUAUCAUCAAAGUUGUUACCAGAGAUGGAAGCAGAGGACAAUGCAAAAAGGGACCAAUUGUUGUCUGGCAUGCAAAAUGUACCAAUACCCACGCAAAUUGAAAAGAUAAAGGCAAGAAUUGAUAUGAUUGCAGCAGCAUGUGAAGCUGCUGAGAAAGUUAUAGCUGAUGCUCGGAAAGCCUAUGGAUUGGGUUCACGCCAAGGACCAACUCUUGUUCCAACCUUGGAUAAGGUACAAGCUGCAAAAAUUCAAGAACAGGAGAAUCAACUUAGAGCCGCUGUGAACUAUGGCGAAGGUUUGCGCAUUCCAGUAGAUCAAAGACAUCUCCCAUCUUCCCUUCCAAGUCAUUUGGUAGAUGUGCUUACUUUUGGUGAUAGCACACAAAGUUUUGGCGACAAUUCUGGCAUUUAUCAAAAGAAUACUCCCACCUUCUCAUCCAACAAUGUUAAUGCUCAGGGCGGGGUAAUGCAGGCUGCUGGAGCACAGUUAAUUGGAAGAUCUGUUCCAUCACCCUCUGGUGUUACAGGAAACACUAACUUUGACAAUGUCAAUGCAUCAACGCCACCUAUGCCUUAUGCCAACUCACCUAGAUCUGGUACAAAUAUGAUGAAUACACCCUCUCCUCAGCAACAGUCACAGCAACAACAACAAAGGCAGAAAAUGAUGCAAAUUCCUCAACAUCAACAGCAGCUUCUUGCUCAGCAACAACUGAGGCAGUCUACAAAUCCAGGAGUAUUAGGACAAAACACUAUAUCUCAAUUGCAUGAUUUACAGGGGCAGGCUCAGCAGAAGUUUCAACAGGUGCCUGGCCAGCAUCAGAUGCAGUUUUCUCAAUCUUUAUCACAGUCACAGUUCCAGAACAGACAAAUGCAAGCUGCGCACCUACAACAUAACAUUGCUCAAAAUCAACUCACCCAAGGAAAUCAGCUUAGGAAUCAUUUGAGCCAAUUUACUGGAAGCGCUAACAGUGCAUUGUUCAAUGCUGCACAGUCACAACCAAAUUCUCAAAUGUUAGCAAACAUGUCAGCUACAAUGCAAUCACAGUCACUUAUGCCACGAGUGCAGUUUGGCUUAUCUGGUGCACUUCCUCAAAGGAACCAUUCUUCGCAAAUGCUAAAUGAUCAAAUGUUCGGCGUGGGUGGCUCGAACAAUGCUAGUAUGGUAGCAAUGCAACAACAGCAACAUGGUAUUCAAGGUGGAUAUGGUAACAUGAAUCUUCAGGCAAACACUCAGAACCUUCAAGCUGGUAUGGUUGGUCUCCCAAAUGCUUCCCAGAACCCGAAUUUUCCUCAACAGAGACAGCAAAACCAGCAAUGAAUUUACCAAAUUAGAG